AAGUGUCAAGUUCUUGACAUAUUAGUAUAACUAUAGAUAACUUUAAAACUUAAACAAUACAGUUUGUUUUAGUGUUACAUUAACAUUAAACAGUAUAUAUUUGACAUUUCUUAAGUUAUAGUAUAUCUUAUACUUUUUUGUAUCUACAAAAUUUUCCAGUUGUGUAGGUAAUAGAUAAAAUAAAAAAGAAAAUUAACCAUGGAUUCACAGUCAUCUGUAAAUGCAAAAAAGCAUAAAAAGAAACGUAUGUCAUGUUACCAACAUGCUAUGAAAUAUUCUAAACGAGGAAAAUUUGGUCAUGGUUUUCAAAUUCAAGAUGAUGAUUUUCAAUAUUUUUUAAAUAUUCUCAAAGUAUCAAAUGAAAAUUUCGAAAGCGUGGAAGAUAAACGUUUAUUUGUAGAUAAUGUCUUUAGACAGCUGGAUGGCAAUGAAAUUAAUUACUGUAGCAAUCAGGUAGUUUCACGUAUUGUUGACAACUUACUGCCUGAGGCCAGUGAUGAAACAGUAUUUAAGCUAAUAAAUACUUUUGAAAAGGACUUGAGACCAAUUUGUAGUGACCAGUUUGCUAGCCACGUUCUUCAGCAAUUACUUCACGUCGCUACUAGUCGAAUACAUACUAUAAAAGAUGAAUGUAAUUCAAAAAAAGAAAUCUAUGUGAACUGGGUUAAUAAACUAUGCAAAUUUGUAUUGAAUAAUUUGGAUGAAUUUGUCUGGGAUACCUAUGCCAAUCAUAUUAUACGUAGUUGUAUGGCUUGCUUAUGUGGACGCCCGUAUUUAAGUUCCAAAACGCCUCAUCAAAAAUCUGACGAGUUUGAAACUACCAAAGAUAAUAGGCAAUUAUUAAAAAAAUAUGCUGAUCACAUAAUUAAUACAAAUCAAUUUUCAGAAAUGCCUACCAAUGAUAUUACAUCAGGACUUCUACAAGUACUGUUACGAUGUAUAGCUUUUAUAUCGAAAAAAAGGUUAAAAGCUUUAAUUGAUAAAGUAAUGACUACAAAUUUUCCAAUAAAUGAAGCCAUUUCAAUUUUACAAGUUCUUGAAAAUAGCUCACUUGCUAGAUUGUUAGAUGUCAUAAUUUCUGAAUCACCAGAGAAGCUAAACAAAUCUAUUUAUGAGACAUAUUUUGAUGGAAAACUCUCAGAUUUAGUGAUUCAUCGUAAUGGAAAUUUUAGUGUUCAAAAGAUUUUAUCCAGAACAACAGAUAAUAAUCAAUUUGAAGCCAUAUUUGAUCAACUAAAUGAAAAGAUGUCUAAAGUAUUGAGUUUAGGCUAUACAGGAGUAUUGUUAGAACUUUCUAAUACUUGUUUACGGUUGAAAUGUAAACAAGCUUUGUUCGCAAAGACAUUGUGUGAAACAUUGAAUUGUAAAGAAGAAACUGAUGACGGCAUGACAGUUUUACUAAUUCUUGGAUUAAAAUCAACAGACAACUAUGACAAUUCUAUUAAAGAACUUCCAAUUCACAUGCAUGGAUCUUUAAUAGUUCAAAAUUUACUAAAAUUUAAUAAACCUAUAAAGACCGUAAAUAAUUUAAUCAAUCUGGAUACAGAGCGUCUUAUUUAUAUAUUUUGUGACGUUAAAGGAAGUUACUUAGCCAAUGCUUAUUUUGAAAGUAAUUUUAUUGGAGAAAGAAGCCGCGAGAAAAUGAUAUGGAAAUUGAAAGGCUAUUACACAACAUUGGCAGCAUCAAAGAGUGGUUCACGUGCUUUUGAUUGCUUAUGGAAAGUAGCAGAUUCAAAACAGCGCAUUAACAUAAUGACAGAAUUUUUAAAACACGAGUCUCAACUUAAUGCUACUCCUUUUGGUUCAAUAAUAGCUUCAAAAUUAGACUUGGGAGGAUUUAGACAUAAUCGGGAUAACUGGAUUAAAACAGAACAAGAUAAAAUUAAAGCUGUAAAAGUUUUUGAGACAAAUAAAUGAAAACUGUUAUGUGUUACUUUAU
This is a messenger RNA of Adelges cooleyi (spruce gall adelgid), 1939 nucleotides long. RefSeq lists its product as uncharacterized. The record is from RefSeq and is a predicted model, not a curated record. Gene Ontology annotation, molecular function: RNA binding. Bases 199 to 1917 code for a protein of 572 amino acids. Lineage: Eukaryota; Metazoa; Arthropoda; Insecta; Hemiptera; Adelgidae. The transcript is spliced from 9 exons. Gene Ontology annotation, biological process: ribosomal small subunit export from nucleus; endonucleolytic cleavage in 5'-ETS of tricistronic rRNA transcript (SSU-rRNA, 5.8S rRNA, LSU-rRNA); endonucleolytic cleavage in ITS1 to separate SSU-rRNA from 5.8S rRNA and LSU-rRNA from tricistronic rRNA transcript (SSU-rRNA, 5.8S rRNA, LSU-rRNA). Gene Ontology annotation, cellular component: 90S preribosome; preribosome, small subunit precursor; nucleolus.